AUGAGCAAAAAGACCCACGCGUUUCGCCGGUCGGGAGCCCAAGGCCUGAGCGACGAUCGCUGUCCUGACCCCGACAUCAACGCCCUCGGAGGCUGGGAGCAGGGCGAGAUGCGAAAAUCCUACGUCGUGGGAAUUCCGUUCUUGCCUGUGUUGAUGAUGGCCGGAUUCAGUGGGGAACCGGGAGAUUACUACAUUGGCAGAGCGCACGCCGAGCUUGACGACCCUAAGGAGUGGGAGGAGUUGCAGGCCCUCUUCAAGAAGUUCAUCUUCCCGCGCCUCGAAUCUCAGUUGGCAGAGGAUGCGAUCUACAAGCUCAACUCUACGCGGAAGUACCAGAAGAUCCUCGUAGAGAACAACUUGUUCCGGAUGGAAUGUGGUCAGAAGGAUCACGAGAUUGGAGAGCUGAAGAACAGGCUCGCUGCAAGCGAAGAGAGGGAGAAAAAAACAGCCGCUGAACUCGAGCAGCUCAAACAGGAGCUGGCUGCUCUAAAGGCGCAUGCCCCGACCAACGCUAACGCAGAGGCUGCAGGUCCAGGGACGAGCGCGUCGGCAAAGGUGGAAGCUGGUUCCGAUGCUCCGAAGCCCGAGAAGCCACAAGUCACCACUCCGGUGCGGGCAUUUUUCGACCUUGUCGUUAAACCCUGGCGCGACUCUAAGACGGUCGCAGAGGCAUGGGAACACUGGGUGAAGGUCACUUUUUUUAUGGACGGAAAGACUCUCUCCCAGCUGUCGUCCGAAAAGGAUUUCUACCCCACUUUCUCGUAUAUUGAGAAGGGAAAAAAGGAUGAUACUGACGACAAAAAAAUGAAGCGGAUGAGGAACGUGAUGCUCACCGUCGAGAAGUACAGGGCUAAUGAAUCGGAGGAGGCCACCCGCGCAGCCAUUGCGAAGAUCCAGAAGGACGUGGUGGAUCGGAGUUCGAUCAGCGCUCUGGCAGACGGCGUGAUUUUCGGAAAGGAGCCCCCACCGAAGAGGGAUAAUUCCGGCAAGGAUAAGACGACAGAGAACAAACGCCGCACGGUCGGGUACCUCUUCUUCGCUGCCAAGAUGGAAGGUGACGCGUGGGGAGAGACGAUGUUUGGGAAAGAUGAUUGGAAGCAGAUCAAGAUCGAGGAGCCAAAGAUGCUGGCUAAACUGAAGAAGUAG
Closterium sp. Naga37s-1 is the source of this 1146-nucleotide messenger RNA. The record is from the annotation of a GenBank genome assembly. Lineage: Eukaryota; Viridiplantae; Streptophyta; Zygnematophyceae; Desmidiales; Closteriaceae.